UUCAGUUCAAAAUCUAGAGCUUCAUUAGUUGCAGUCAUUCCCUUACGUUGACGGGAAGAAACGACAGUGCGGGUCGCGUGCUUCUAAUAACCUUCCAUAAAUUCGAAUUAUCUAAAUUCUCUCGGAUCCUUCCACAACGAGCUGUUUUUGAUCGCCUACUAUCUUACUACCGGCAUUCUCAUCCGACGUCCUUGCGGCAAUCGCGGUGGAAAGCGCAUAAAAGCUGCAAGCAGUGAGACAGUGGUAGCCUGCGCACCUGUGAACCAGCCGAAAGCGAUUGCGUAGACCGGAACGUGGCCGCGCACCAGUGAGAACCGAGAUCCCGCCUUGUCUACACAAGCUAUCUCAGCGAGAAACUUUGCGGAUAAAAAAGCUUCGAUGUAUCGAAACCACGGGCGAUUCUCGAUUUAUUUAGUCGAAAUGUCAGCGGAAUUGACAAUAAAUUCAUUUUCGUCGAUUAUCACUGUAUAACUUUUUGUUUGGUGAUUAGGAUUACUAAUAAAAUGUAUAUCAUAUGCAGAGAGAGAUUACAUAUCGUAAUGCGCUACUGAAAUAUAAUGUGAUAAUGAUAUAAGUAAACCGAGGAUAUACUUUUUAAAUAUCAAAAAGGAUAUGAUGCUUCGUUAUGGCAGUAAAAUGUAUGGAAGGGCCUUUUGUGUUCAGACUAAAUGACAACGGUACCGGACCGCAUCUGCUUAUACAGUUGUCUGACAACGGGGGAAAAUGCUUGAGCACUCACGUAUAUUGACAUUUGAGACGAGUUAUAAAUAGUAUCCGGCCCUCGGAAUAAACGUCGAGGUAAUAACAGCCACCCUUUCGCUAUCGCGGAUGUUUUCUUCCGCAGGUUUGCACGGAACGGGGAUGGCGGGAGUACGCCGGCGAAAAUAAUGUAUUCAAAGAUCGAUGGAAUUUAUGGUGGCGGUCCGGUGGUUUUCCCACGUCACAUUACAGGCCAUUACUCCCCUGGCAGGUAAUAACGCAAUAUCUAUCUGCGUUUUGAAAUCUCGAGCCGGAACGUAAACAAGCAAAGAAAUUGUUCUUUUAAAUACCUUAUUUCAAAUAUCUUAUUUUUUAUUAUAGCAUAUUAAUUCUUGUCUUUUGUUAGUAAUUUCUAAUUCUCUUUUAGAAAGAACUCGGUUCAAGUUUAGUUAACUUUAAUUGACAUUUAACUGACUUGUAAUUGAUGUAACGACAGUCCUUUUUAUUAAAUUUAAUUUAUUUUCUAUGUUUCGAUUAAUUAAUUUUUCAAUUAAUUAUUUAUCUGAAUUUAAUGUAAAAUUAACCAUUUAUUUUAACUUUUCUCCAAUUUUCAAUUAACUUAAUUGAAGUUAAUUGAAUCGCAGAAAACAAGUAGACUCGAAUAGUACAUCGGAUUAUUUUUCAAACAGUUCAUCAAUCGGAUACCAAAAGGAAAUUCCAUUUGCCGAAAGGAUAAGCUAAUCCGUCACUUGAACCGCAUGAAAAAAAUACACGGUUCAAUAUACGACUUUAGUCCCGUAGGAUAUAACUUGCCUUCUGAGUACACGAGAUUGGCCGAAGAAUGUAACCGUUGCGAGAAGAAUGACAAAGUUUGGAUUUGCAAGCCAGUCGGUCAGAGUCAAGGGAGAGGAAUCUUUCUGUUUCGCAAAUUAAGUGACUUGUCGUACGACAACGCCGCGGUUGUGCAAAGGUAUAUCGAGAAUCCUUUGCUGAUCGGCGGAUAUAAAUUCGAUCUUCGUCUGUAUGUGUGCGUGCCGUCGUAUCGCCCAUUAACGAUUUACCUAUACAAGGAAGGUCUGGCUCGUUUCGCUACCGAAAAAUUCUCCUUGGAGCGACUAGAUGAUCCCUUUCGACAUCUCACAAAUUUUUCUUUGAACAAACUAGGACCAGGCUAUUCGGAAAAGAAGGAACGCAUCGGUGCCGGAUGCAAGUGGACAUUUAGGCAAUUACGAAGAUAUUUCGAACAGUUAGGAUACUUCGAUUGGAUUCUUUGGCAGAGAAUCUCGUGUCUAGUGACUUUAACAAUUCUAAGUCAAGCAGCAGGCAUUCCUAGGUCUUCAAACUGUUUCGAAUUUUUCGGCUUCGACGUACUGAUCGACGAGAACUUGAAGCCGUGGCUUUUAGAGGUAAAUCUAAGUCCGGCUUUGAGUAACGACUGCGAAGUUGAUUCGGAAGUGAAAAAGCCCUUGUUGCACGAUCUGUUUGAUCUGUUGGGUCUUCCAGUAUGUAAUACCGGGCUUUCCCUAUUCACAAUCUGGUCCUGUUCCAAUCGCAUAGAGGAGGAUGAGGUCGAAGUGUCUUCCAAGUUCGGCCGUUCCGUGAAAAAGAGAUCAAAACUCGGACGAGAAGCCGAAACUUUUCUAAAUCUCUCCGCCGAAUCCCGAGUCACGUUGAGACAAUCAACACCAGAAGUUUGCCCAACCACCUGGCCUUGUUAUAACACACUAAUAAUGGACAAAUAUAUACGUCGAUAUAAAGGAAACAUGAUUGAAAAUCGAGUUUCGUCACCGAUUUGGGACAACGGCAGAGACUGGAGAGUUUCCUGCGUGAGGGAAGGCGGAUGGAUUCGUAUUUGUCCCUUCAUUCGGACGAAACACAUCGAAAACAUGGAAUAUGCAAGACCAUCGCCCAGAACUGUCGAGAACGAAACUAAGAACAUAGUUCUUUCCAUACAAAAGUAUUUAAAAGCUGCAAAGGAGAUACAGCAGAGAAACGAAAAGCUCACGGACCAGCAGUGCAAUGCCCUUUUGCAAAAUGCGCUUGAAUUAAAUACAGAAAUUUGGCUGCCAGAAAAGUAAAAGCCUAGAUUAGGAUUUCUCGUUCACAAUCUUCAAGUUUAUUUAUCCUUUAACGCUUAUUUAUCUUAUUUUUUAAGAAAUAUUUCGUACGAUAUUCAAUGCACAUUGUACUAAACGUGCAUUUUUCAUUCUAUCAAUCCUUGUACAUUAAAUUAUAUUCAGUAUUAAAAAAAAAUCGAUUACUAGAUUUUACAAGCGAUUAGAUUCGCAUUUUGAUGAUAAUCAUAUUUAGCAUUAAAUGUAGCUAUCUCAUGCUCAAUUCAUUAAUAAAAAUUAUUUUACUACAA
This is a messenger RNA of Monomorium pharaonis (pharaoh ant), 3064 nucleotides long. RefSeq names its product probable tubulin polyglutamylase TTLL2. The record is from RefSeq and is a predicted model, not a curated record. Gene Ontology annotation, cellular component: cilium. The transcript is spliced from 10 exons. Bases 1458 to 2777 code for a protein of 439 amino acids. NCBI's taxonomy places the organism in Eukaryota, Metazoa, Arthropoda, Insecta, Hymenoptera, Formicidae. Gene Ontology annotation, molecular function: tubulin binding; tubulin-glutamic acid ligase activity. Gene Ontology annotation, biological process: microtubule cytoskeleton organization; protein polyglutamylation.